AUGCCAAAUUAUGCAAAGUUUAUGAAGGAAGUGAUAUCAAAUAAGCAAAAAUUGGAGGAAUAUGAGACAGUAAAAUUGACAGAGGAAUGCAGCGCUAUUUUUCAAAAGAAACUUCCUCAGAAGAGAAAAGAUCCGGACAGCUUUACUAUUCCGUGCACCAUUGGAAGCUCUUCCUUUGAAAAGGCCCUCUGUGAUCUAGGAGCAAGCAUCAAUUUAAUGCUGUUAUCAGUCCCUCACCUACCCACGAGGAAUUAUGGAAGACGUGUUGGUAAAGUCGAAAAAUUCAUCUUCCCAGCUGAUUUUGUGGUAUUGGAUAUGGAAGAAGAUCAGGAAAUUCCACUGAUUUUAGGCAGACUAUUUUUAGCAACUGGAAGGGCAUUAAUUGAUGUACAAGGGGGACAAUUGACAUUGAGAGUGAAUGAAGAAGAGGUGAGGUUCAACAUUUACCAAGCAAUGAAGUACUCAGAUGACAAUUACACUUGCCACAGGAUUGAUUUCAUUGAUUCUGCUGUGAAAGAUGAGAAAUUAUGUAUUGAAGAUCCUCUCGAGCAACGGAGCAAGGAUUUGGUUGAUUACAUAUUAGCUCUUGAGUCUACAUCAGUUGUGGAAAACCCAUCACAAUGUGAGGAUAUUCAACAGUCAGAGGAAGCAGAUGACAAAGAAAGCAAUGAAAGCAGUAAGAUUGAACUGAAGCAACUACCAGAUCACCUUCGCUAUGCAUUCUUGGGGGAUAAGUCUGCAUUUCCAGUAAUUAUUUCUUCAUCACUCACCAGAGACAAAGAGGAUAGAUUAUUAAAAGUGUUGAGGGAUCAUAAGGCCGCUUUGGGAUGGUCGAUAGCUGACAUCAAGGGGAUAAGUCCUACAAUCUGCAUGCAUAAAAUCCUCAUGGAAGAGUCUUACAAGCCAUCCAUCUAA
Molecule: messenger RNA, 915 nt
Organism: Olea europaea var. sylvestris
Lineage: Eukaryota; Viridiplantae; Streptophyta; Magnoliopsida; Lamiales; Oleaceae
Exons: 3
Coding region: 1-915 (304 amino acids)
Source: RefSeq, a predicted model, not a curated record